Paramecium sonneborni is the source of this 1862-nucleotide messenger RNA. The record is from the annotation of a GenBank genome assembly. NCBI's taxonomy places the organism in Eukaryota, Ciliophora, Oligohymenophorea, Peniculida, Parameciidae.
AUGAUUUAAAGGUAGCGCUUACAUCAUUCUUUAUUUGGAGCAUUGAUGACAUUAUUAUUAUUUGGAUGCAUAAUAACAUACAUUGUUAACAAAUUUGUAUAAUUAGGAAGGAGAAAAGAAUUCCAAACUCUUUAUUCAGAGGUUUAUUAUGAUGAGAUUCCUAAUUAUCCAUUGAUUUCGGAUAAUUUCACUUUAUAAUUUGCUUUUCAGAGUGAUAAUUAGACAAAUUACAUAGAUGAAACAGUUUACAAAGUUAAUGCUGUUUUGGUUAAUAAAGUUUAAAGAAAGUAAAAUAAAAUAUAAUUAGAAGUGUUAAUAAUAGAACAAUUUCAAAUAUUAAAAAAACAGAGAUUCCCCUUACGACAUGUGCGAAAAUAGGUGUAACUUUUUAAGAGAUUGAGGAAUAAUUGGAUAAUGUUGAUUUUAAUAAUACUUAUUGUGUAGAUUGGUAGAAAAUUUAAGAGUUGAGUUUGAGUGGUACACCUGAUUAGGAUAGCUAUACUUAUAUAUAUAUAAAUUUCUAAUUAUGUGUAAAUGAUACAAGUAAUAGUAGUUUUGAUUAUGAAAAUAGGUGAAAAUAUGAAAUGCAAGUCAAAAGAGGAGAUUUAAUAAAAAUUAAGAAGAAAUUACAUAUAAUUUUAAAUAUCUUCUUACAAUAUUGAUUUAAGGAAUUAUGAAUAACCAAAUGUUGCAAAGGUUGAGGAUAUUUAAACAACAAUAUCAAGUUAAGUGAUGAAAGAUAUUACGAUAUUUAUGUAACCAAUCACUACAUUGACUGAGGAGGGAUUACUAGAUGAAUUGGUUAGGAAGGAUUCUACUAUAAGAUAUUAAAAAAGUUAAGAGAUAAUUGAUUUUAACAGUGAUGAAUCAUUGGCAACGGUUUCGAUUAGAUUAUCAAAUACGGAGAAUAUUAGUUAUAGAAUUUAUCCUAAGUUAUAAGAUAUAUUGGCUUAAGCAGGAGGUUUAUGGGAAUUAUUGAUGCUUGUAUUUUCAAUUAUUGUUAAACCAUUUUCUUAAAUGUCAUUUAAAAUGGAAAUUAUAAAUAGUUUAUUUAAUUUUGAAGGUUAAAAAUAAAUCGAUUCAGAUGAAAAUGAAAAUAAAAUGUUUGAGAAAUUAAAUUCUUAUUAAGAAAAUAUUUAGACAAAUGAAAAUGACAUCUCUAUAAUGUUGAAUUCAUUUAAAUCAAAAACAAGUACAAGAUUUCCAAAAGGCAGAAUUAAAGGAAAAAAUUAAAAAACAGAACCAAUAAAAUCUCCUUAGACUGAGAAGUCCUCUUAAAAUUUUACUAAUUCACCUGAAAAUGAUAAAAUACUCUAAAAAGGAAUAAAUACUGCCUUAAGAAAAUUCUUUAGCGUAGCAUCAUUAAAAUUGCAAUUUAAUCCAUUUGAUUAUAUGAAAUAUUUAAAGUGUGGGUAAUAAUAUAUUUAAUAUUUUUAAGUGAGAAGUAAGGAAAGUACAAGCAAUUAAAUUAUUCAAUCUAAAAACUUGAUAAAUGUCUUGAUAUACUAUUUAUUAUAGACAAGUUAUAAGAAAUUGAUAAAUUAAAAAUGAUCUUGCUUUCUAAAGAAUAAGUAAAGUUGUUUGAUUUUCUUCCAAAACCUUUAAUUAGCCUUGAUCCAUUAGUUUAAUAAUAAGGAGAGAAUUCGCAAUAUUCUUCAUUGUUAAGACCAUAUAAAGGAUUAAAAGAAAAAUCUAUAGAAGCUUAAUAGGUUUUGGAUUAGCUGUUAGAGAAUUUGGAUGAUCCAAUAACAAAUAAACUUGUUUCUUUGAUGGAUCAAAACCUCAUUAAAUUAUUACAAAUGUAGCAUGAUAUAAAAAAAAGAUAAAGUCCAAAGUUAUUCGCAAAUGAUUUUAUUGAGUGA